AUGAAAGUUUACAAAAUUGCUAUUGAUGGGCCUGCUGCAAGUGGAAAGAGUAGUGCAUCUGACCUAGUUGCAAAAAAACUGGGAUUUUCACACUUAAUAUCAGGAAAUUUAUACAGGGCUGUGACAUAUGCUCUGGUAAGGCAUUUUGAGGAGGUGCUCCCGGGAUCGGAAGAGCAAAAAAGAUUUGUUCUUGGAUUGGACAUAGAGGUAAGGAACAACAGAGUGUUUCUUAACAAGGAGGACAUAUCCGAUCAUCUCCGUGGCGAAGAGAUUGACCGUAAUAUUGCUUCCAUUGCGAAAGAGAAGUAUGUCCGGGAGAAGGUGUCUACUAUCCAAAAGUUGGCAAUAAGUCUUGAAAGGAAAGGGAUUGUUGUUGACGGAAGGGACAUAGCCACCAAGAUAAUGCCUGAGGCGGAUCUGAAGAUAUUUCUUACUGCAAGUCCUGAAACAAGAGCCAAAAGAAGACACCGGGAGAGCAAGUCUGAGUCCUACGAAGAAUUACUGGAAUCUAUGAUAAAAAGAGAUCAUGCAGAUAGAACAAGAGAGCACGGUCCCCUCGUUGCUGCCGAGGGAUCGAUCACGAUCGAGAAUGACCACAUGACAUUGGAGGAAACGGCCGACGAGAUCGUAAAGCUUUUUAAAAGAGUUGAAUCCUUUAAUUAA
This is a messenger RNA of Encephalitozoon hellem ATCC 50504, 663 nucleotides long. Its product is annotated as cytidylate kinase. The transcript has a single exon. Gene Ontology annotation, molecular function: ATP binding. Lineage: Eukaryota; Fungi; Microsporidia; Unikaryonidae. The record is from RefSeq and is a predicted model, not a curated record. The coding region runs from base 1 to 663 and encodes 220 amino acids. Gene Ontology annotation, biological process: nucleobase-containing small molecule interconversion. Gene Ontology annotation, cellular component: cytosol.